AUGGCGCUCGACGGCUUGGACCAUUUGGUUAGUAGGUGCCCCUCUGUUUUGAAAGAUGCCAUUAGGAAGCUGAACACUGGGGAUUCCACUGCAUUUGCUCAGCCGACUUUUGUGGUGCCAAAAUCUGAUAUGCACCUGGAAUUUUUGUCUCUCCUCGAGUCCAAAGAGAGAACGGAUGUGACAUUUCAGAAGAGAAAACAGGGAGAGAGAAAUGAUGGCGAUGCUAAUGUGAUGUGGCAGCAGUUGCUUGUGGCAGCAGAUAGGUAUGGUGUCCAGGGGCUGAGGCUGGCGUGCGAAAGAAGGUUGGGCAGCUACAUCAACACGAACACAGUGGCUACCAUCCUUGCGCUAGCUGAGCAGCACCACUGCCGGCGGCUCAAGGAGGAAUGCUUGGACUUCCCUGCUCAUCUCAAACAAGUUAUGGCGGUCGGUGGUUUGGACCAUCUGAGAAGCAUCUGCCCGUCUGUCCUGAUAGACCUCGUCGCCAAGCUCACGGCACUUAAGCAUAAUAGAUAA
Messenger RNA from Miscanthus lutarioriparius, 516 nucleotides. The record is from the annotation of a GenBank genome assembly. Lineage: Eukaryota; Viridiplantae; Streptophyta; Magnoliopsida; Poales; Poaceae.